Durusdinium trenchii is the source of this 1091-nucleotide messenger RNA. The record is from the annotation of a GenBank genome assembly. NCBI's taxonomy places the organism in Eukaryota, Dinophyceae, Suessiales, Symbiodiniaceae.
AAGGGAUUAAGCUCUUGGACGUGACACCUAGAAAAGACCAUGGCGCCUAAGCAGAGAGAUGCCUCGCCUGCAGCACGGGUGCCGCCGGUGCCGGGGAAGGCCUCGCAGUGCACGGCUUCGCCCAAGGAGCCGCCGCCUCCGGCCAAGGCGGCACCUCCGACCUUCAAGCGCCAAACCUCGAUCUACGCGCUCACGCCGGACCGCCGUUGGCUGCGGCCCAGCUGGGCCUUCCCAUUGUACGCCGCCGCACUUGGACUUACACUGCUCUUGUGCUUUGUUUGGCAGCCGUCCUAUGAGUUGCUCCGCUUGCAGUACACCUUCGUGGGCGUUGGGCUGCUGCUCUACAGAGUGUAUUACUACGCUCACAAGGAAAGGAUCUUGUAUUUCAUUGACCUUUGCUUCGUGAGCAGCAUUUUUCUGAUUUGGAGCCUUUGGUUUUGCACCGACGGUCGAUGUUCCCAGGAGUGGCUUUGGGCGGUCUAUCUCGUUGCGCAGGGCCCAGUGGCUGGAGCCACCUUCCCAUUGCAGACACCCUUGACACUUCAUCAUCCGGAGGCCUUUGAGAGCUUUUUCUUACAUGCCUCUCCAAUGUGGAUCUCAUACGCUGUGCGCUGGCGCUGGGCUGGCUUUGAGACGAUUCCCAGCGUGGGCCAGCUUGUAGCGGCUGCCUUUUGGAAGAUCUUCUUUCCUUGGUUCAUCGCGUAUUUGAUUUUCCUGCUUGUGCAGCCAUUCUUACCAGUUCUGGAUUUCUGGCAGCUGCACUGGCCUUUCAAUAUCAUGAAGUUCAAAUUGUUUGGAUCCUUUGUGUCUUCAUGGGUUGCCUCAUCUCAGGCGCGCGCUUCUACUACCAGAGUGCACAUCCUCAAUAUGUGGCACCUGGACAGUUGCAAGGCUUCAUCAACAUGAGCAUUGCUUGGGCCUUCGUUUUACCAACCUAUUGUCAUGCUGCUGGAUACUAUCGAUUCUGGUAAAACAUUGCGUCGCUGGAUUGUGCGGAGGUGUGAAAAGAUUUAGGAGGAACAUACAAGAAGCUUUGGGUUAUCCUCCACCCAGCACUCCAGUUCAAAAAUUGUCACUAGUUUACUAUGAAU